AUGCUCCGACUUUUCGUAUUGCUGGUUUUGAUAAGCUUAAGCGUAUCCGGUCAAUUUGGAGAGUGGUGUAACGGUGAGCAUUGUGACUACGAUAAGAAAUGCAUUAACUAUCCAAGUGGGCCAAAAUGCGGGAAUCGAUUGGAGGGAGAGGGAAAUUUCCCGCCAUUGAGACGAACUCGGCCUAAACGUCACAAUGAGGAUAUUGUUUGUGAUUCUACUCCUUGUGCGAAAGGAAAAUGUGUCCCAGGAAAUGGCGAUGAACCAAGUCGUUGUGUU
This is a messenger RNA of Mesorhabditis belari, 276 nucleotides long. The record is from the annotation of a GenBank genome assembly. Lineage: Eukaryota; Metazoa; Nematoda; Chromadorea; Rhabditida; Rhabditidae.